AGUAGGUCAAGUUUGAUACAGGUAACGAUCAUACUAAAAAUACAAUCAUGGCAGAUACAAAGUAUUUACGCAGAAUGUUAGUUUUAAUAGCUGUUUUUGGUGUGUGUUCUGCUCAAGUUAGUCGCGUAACAAUCCUUGAUGUUAUGACAAAUACAAAUGGACUUAAAACGUUCGCAUCCUGGUGUAGAGAGACAUUCCCGGGGUUGUACAGUGGUUCCGGUGUGUUGACGGUAUUCGCCUUCAAUGACACAGCAUAUACCUAUACGAUGCCGUCAUCCGAGCGCACGCGACUCAUGAGCCUCACUCUGAAUGAAAAAAGAGAAUACGUACAGACAUUCACAUUGGACAACCGUCGUAUUAGUGUUGAUCAGUUACGAGAUUCCUCCACCCAGCAGUCUAUAAACGGCAAGGAAUUGUUUAUAAAUAAAAGAAACCGAAUUAAUGGGAAUCCUGGUAGUACUACGUGGAGCAGCGCCAGCUAUGUUAACGGAGCAAUGAUUAUCGGGGAACAGUUGCAAGCUAGUAACGGAAUAAUCCACAUGUUAGACCGGCCCUUAAGUCCAAUCAGCGAUUCUAAUGUGUAUCAAUGGUUGAUGGAACCGGACGACCCCACAAUUCCAACCACAAUCUGGAGAGAUUUUGCUGCCAGACUAUAUCAAGAUAGCCGGGUUUACCUCGACGUUAUUACGCCCAUAGCAAGGACCGAUAAAAUAACCUUCUUCCUCCCAAGCGAGAACGCCCUGAGAAAAAUUCCGAGCUCGAAGAUUCAAGGCCUUCAAGGGCAGGAGUUGGCCAAGUAUUUCAAAAUGCAUUACAUAAAAAACCGUGUGGUUUAUACAUCGUACGUGGAACAUCAAGAGAGUUAUGAGACUGCUUUAACGGGAUCUCGUGUAAUGUUUAUGAGGCAAGAUGCUGGGACUGUUCUUGUUAAAUGUGGAGGUGUGACAGCUAUGAUUGAGCAAGGAAACAUCACAGUACGUAAUGGAGUUAUACAUAUCAUUGACAGAAUGUUCGGACUCGUCUAAAACUCCGGAAGAGAACACAUUUCCCAGGACGAAUAGAAUGGCAAACAUUUAUCUUCAA
Molecule: messenger RNA, 1083 nt
Organism: Ruditapes philippinarum (Manila clam)
Lineage: Eukaryota; Metazoa; Mollusca; Bivalvia; Venerida; Veneridae
Product: fasciclin-1-like
Exons: 7
Coding region: 48-1025 (325 amino acids)
Biological process (GO): extracellular matrix organization; cell adhesion
Cellular component (GO): extracellular matrix
Molecular function (GO): cell adhesion molecule binding
Source: RefSeq, a predicted model, not a curated record